GGGAUUGGGCCAAAAAUCUAUAUCAGUCACGUGACCUGUGUGAUGUUUCCCAGGAUGCCUUGGGGACACCCAGUUCAGCUUCAGAUUGCAUCAGUCUGUGGGCCGCAGGGGCUCCGGGUUUGUAGAGGAGAAUGCCUACAGCAGAGAUGCACCUGUCACACUACUGGUGAACCCUCUGUCUGGCCCAAUCCCAAAUCAUAUUUAUGAAGAUCUGAUUGGAUUUGACAGGUGUAAGCAAUAGGGUAAUAGUUGCCCUCUGAUAGGCUAGGUGAAAGUUUCACUAUAUUGCUUAUAUCAACCAAGUCCUCUCACAUCUCCACAAGUGCAUAGGGUGUAGGGUUUAGUCUUAGCGGUCGAUUUGUGAUUGGGCGUCUCAUCGGUCCUUUGCUGUGGUCUGACUGAACAACUGGUCCAGGCGAGCGCUGGCCCAUUUCUAUGGCUGUCUACUUCAGACAAGUCGAGGACGCCGCCGUCAAAAGAGCCUACUUUCAGAAGUCUCUUGUACUGGUGUCCAGACUACCGUGUACCCACCUCUUUCAGUCCUUGCUGCAGAUCAUAGCUCCAGAGUAUUUUGAGAAGUUGGAACCUUGCCUUGAAGCAGUGUGCAACGAGAUUGACCAAUGGCAAUCUCCGGUGCCAGGGCUGACACUCAACCUACCUGUGAUGGGCGUGGUCAUGCAGGAUCUUCUACCAGCCCCUAUGAUGCUAUCGACCAUACAUGAGCUUGACCUCUUAAAGUGUUUCCAGUCCUUCCUGAUCCACCUGCAGAUCCUCUGGGAGAUCAUGCUGAUCGGGGAGCCCUCUCCCACUGUCUCCUCGGAAACCGUGCUGGCCCUAGCGAGCUCGAUUGCUCCACUGCAGUAUUGCUGUGAUUACAGGCCCUACUUCACCAUACACGACACUGAGUUUAAGGAGUAUACCACUACGACACAGGCACCUCCCUAUGUGAUUCUGGGGGUCACUAAUCCCUUCUUCAUAAAGACCUUCCAGUCCUGGCCCCACAUUAUACACCUUGGAGAACUCAAGAUGUCAGGUGACCUGCCUGUGAAGGUGAAGAAACUAGCCAAGCUGAAAACACUGGACACUAAGUCAGAUCCGUUUCCUUCAGUCAGGAGGAGUUCAUGGGGACUGUGGAGCACGCUGGACCUCGGCUCACCUCUGUGCACAAAGGGGAUUAGGAAAUUCUUCAGGUCCCCCAACUUCGAUGGCUGGUAUCGCCUGCGACACGGAGAUGGCCCAGAAACCAGAAUGUCUCCACCUAGAGGUCGUCUGUGAUGCUAUGAAGGCUGGAAAGCAGCAGCUCCCAGUGAAGGAAGGGGUGCUGGAGAACCUAGAGGGAUACCCCCAGACUAUCAUCAACUCUGUACCAUAGGACAUGCUGACUGUACUACACAGAUACUGACACACUGCUGAAUAGAUACAGAAACUGAUGCUGAAGUGUUUUUUUGUCUUUUAAAAACAACCUGAAUUUAAAGUAUUGCCAUCAGCCAAAACACUACACCCUCUGAGUAAUAUCAUGUGCAAACUAGAAGUUUAGGUGAUAUUAGAAACAUGGCUAUGGUUCAUCAUGACAAUAAUAUUAGAUCAAGGGGAAUAGAGAGUAGUUGAAAUGUAGACUUUAUGAGAUUAUGCCUUCACUAAGUAUCCUGAUUGUUACUAAUGGGAUUGAAGCAUAUACCUGUGGAGAGGGACAUGUUUGAGUAUUUAACAUCCAUAGUUGUCAGUGUAAAAUAUAACUAUCAUAUGAGCCUACUUUUUUUAUUUUGAUGAGUUUAAAACUCCUGUCAUUAAACCCAUAAAAGGGGUGAAUUACAUUUAAGUAACUACA
Messenger RNA from Oncorhynchus tshawytscha (Chinook salmon), 1828 nucleotides. Its product is annotated as protein DENND6B-like. The coding region runs from base 436 to 1275 and encodes 279 amino acids. The record is from RefSeq and is a predicted model, not a curated record. NCBI's taxonomy places the organism in Eukaryota, Metazoa, Chordata, Actinopteri, Salmoniformes, Salmonidae. Gene Ontology annotation, molecular function: guanyl-nucleotide exchange factor activity. The transcript is spliced from 11 exons. Gene Ontology annotation, cellular component: recycling endosome.